Talaromyces rugulosus is the source of this 1008-nucleotide messenger RNA. RefSeq lists its product as uncharacterized. The record is from RefSeq and is a predicted model, not a curated record. The transcript has 3 exons. NCBI's taxonomy places the organism in Eukaryota, Fungi, Ascomycota, Eurotiomycetes, Eurotiales, Trichocomaceae. The coding region runs from base 1 to 1008 and encodes 335 amino acids.
AUGUCGUCAACCAUAACCAUUACCCAAGAGACCUUAAAUCUCCGUGGAUAUGGAGGCACAAUCGAAAAUGUCAAGCAUUUAACCCCGUUUUCUGUUGAUACUCCUGUGGAGAAGCUUCGGGCCCGGUUUAAUGAAGAUGGAGUUCUUUGGGUCAAAGGCCUCCUCAACCGUGAUACAGUUAAAAAGUUCCGUGGCGACUAUUUAUCCUUUGUCGAUCAAGGUUCUGAAAUGUUAAAACCCAACACUGACCCCGUCGAAGGAAUCUUUUCGGGAAACGAUUGGCGGAACUAUGUCUUACCAGGCGCCGUUCGUCUCGCUAUGGGCCUCGAAGACGAAGGCCCUUUUGUUGAGAACUCUGUCAAGAGCCAUGUUGCUCCUUGGUAUAUCGAUUUUAAAGACCAAGUGGCAAAAGAGAUGGAGUCAUUCGUUGGGAAGCUUUUUAACUUUGAAGACCCUUGGUGCCUGCCACGCUCUCUGCUACGAUCUUCUGUACCAGGAUCUGAGGGGACACCAGUUCACUAUGAUCAAAUCUAUCUCAGGGCUGGGCCACCGACAAGUGUCACUGCCUGGGUGCCUGUCGGGGACAUUGAGGUGAAAGGCGGAGGCCUGAUCUAUCUUCACAAGUCUCAUGAUAUCGGUCGGAAAUAUGAAGAAGAUUUCUCAAAAUUGAGCGAAUCUUUCAGUGACGAAGAGAAAAUUUCCGCAGUCAAUCGAAACAUGAAUAAAGGUGGUUGGUUAGAUAGAGAUUCGACACAGUUUGGCAAGAACUGGGGUCGAGACUGGCUUGUGGGGGGAUAUGAAGCUGGUGAUGUCGUGUUCCACCAUCCGUAUACGAUCCACGCGAGCGCCAUUAAUGAAUCUGCAAAAGAUCACAUACGCGUAUCGACAGAUCUCCGAUUCGUGGACAAAUCAAAGCCCUUUGAUCAGCGAUGGACCAUUACCGCCUUCAGUGAUGAGGAUCCCAAUCUGGCACGGAAGUUGCCAAAAAAGAUGGGAAAAGAUGCAUGA